Messenger RNA from Herpailurus yagouaroundi (jaguarundi), 4120 nucleotides. RefSeq lists its product as uncharacterized. NCBI's taxonomy places the organism in Eukaryota, Metazoa, Chordata, Mammalia, Carnivora, Felidae. The record is from RefSeq and is a predicted model, not a curated record. The transcript is spliced from 2 exons. The coding region runs from base 2966 to 3973 and encodes 335 amino acids.
GGCGGUUUGUGCUGGGCCUUCCCAGGGUGGGGGGAGGAGGGGUCGGCAGCUUCCACCAGGUCCCCAGGGGGCCCGUGACCCCAAGUGCGGAGUCCGUGUGGGUGGCCUCGAAGCGUCUCCAGCAUCCCCCGUCCACGACCUCAGCUCCAAAGUUGCCUGUGAGUAUCAUUAUUUUUCAAUAUCCUUAAAAACGUCAAGAGAGAAAGGAAAGAGGCCAGAAAUCUCUGCUUCCUCUCAGCCAGGAAACAGGAAGUGAGUGUGCGGGGAGAUUGCGAGCCAGCCUGCAGGAACAAUGGGGCCCCCCCAGGGAAAGGGGAACUGCGUCAAGCAAGCAGCCAGGGUGGGGGGCCCGCCUGACCUCUCCCGGCCGUGCGGGGGCCCCGCGUAAAUUUAGUCUGGGUCUUUCCUGAUGAAAAGCUCCAGUGCCCUGCUGCUGGGGGGAGGGGGCGCGAGGCCCACCGUGGCCCCCGGGCGUCGGGGCCCCUGGCCUCUUAGGGUCCAUCCAGCUGUGCCCUCCUCUCCCCUAUGGGUAAACCGAGGUCCAGAGGGGAAGAGCCUGGCCUGGGGGCCGUGCGGUGUGGGGAAGGCACACCAGCGCCUGUGUGGUCAGGGCUGCCGGUCGUCCCCGGAGGGGCCCCAGGCCCAGGACGCGAGGAGAAAGGCCUCCCCUCACGCCCCCUGCCUCAACGUACCACCUCACGCCCUGCCGUUAAGGGAAAGCACGCCUGGCGGAGGCGGAGGGAGGGCAGCAGCGAACGGGCGCCGUGCCAGGCCUGGCUCUGGGCCCCUGGUGGCGCGAUCUCAGGCCGGGUCCAGGGGGGCCGUGACUCCUCAGCCCCACGGGUCAGCGUGGCGUCUCUGGCGCGGGCCCACGGAGCCGUAAGUCACACGGCGCACGGCGCCCUCUCUCCAGCGGUGCAAGUCCGCGGAGCGUCGUCUGGUGACGACGCCCGGCGGCCGCCAUCACGGCCGAUCUCAGAGCCCUUCCCUUGCUUCGAAAGCAGCCUGGAGCUUUGAGCGGUCGCCCCCGGAGCCCUCCCGUCCCGUCCCCGCUGUGCCUUCCGUGUCCAGACGUGUCCGUUCUGGAGUUUCACGUGAGUGGGAUCCCAUGCCGUGUGGCCCUUGUGUCAGGCUUCUCAGCACGUGCCAGGCUCGUGGGUUCCGUGGCGCGUGUCCGUGCCGCCCGGGGUGGUCUGCCUCGUCCUGUCUGUUCCUCAACCGGCGGACGUCGGGUCGUUUCUACCCUCUGGCUGUCGUGAACCCUGCGAACGCCCGCCCAGAUUUUUCCGCGGAUGCGGACGCUCACUUCUCUCAGCCCCAGGAAGGCCGGAGGAGCCACUGAGGUCCUACGGGGACCCUGGGACGGCAUAGGAAGGGCACCCGUGGCGUGGAGCUCGUGGCCUCCUCUGGGCCGGCUCGAAGCUCAGCCCCAGGAGCCUCUCGGGACGUCACACGGCCUGUGGGCUGUCGCCUUUCUGCAGACUUGGAGCCGGGAGUCAAAGGGAUCCCCCAGGAUGCUGUCCCAGACCCGGCCCUGGAGCCCCUUGGAGAUGCAGGUGUUCCGGAUUCUUGGGGUCCAGGCCAGUCCUGGGCAAGCCCCCAUCCUUUCCAGUGUCCUCGGGCCAUAAUGGUAAUGAUCAGACGCCCCAAGCUAAAUCUUAGGGUUCCCCUUUGACCUCCGCUGUGCCAGGAGUGGACUGGGGUCCAGAGAGACAAGUGCCCCUCGAGGCCAUCUGGCACACGGCAGAGCUGGGCUUAGAGUCCAGGCCCCCCUGAGGCCUCCACGUGGCCGGCACCCGCUCGCUGCCUCCCAAGCGCGUUCUAGGAUCAGAGUGCUCUCUGGUGAGCAGGCGCCCCGUGCCUGGGUUCCCGGUGUCCUUGACCCCCUGCAUGUUCUCCUCCAGCACCCACCACUGUUCCGGGGUCACUCGCCCCCGGGCGUGACCUUGGGGAGGUGGCCCGGUGUCCUUCCCUGGGAAGGGAGGGGAUUGGAGUCAGGCCUCCCUCCAGCCCGGCGACCGUGGUGGCAGCUUGUGAACAGGUACCAGGUGUGGGGGCCGCCCCGAGUCUGAGAGGUCGGUGGCACUGCCUCAGACCGCCACCCUGGCCCCGAGGACGCCAGCCAGACCCUCAGCCAGGAUGCCCUGCAGCCCAUGGUGGCCCCCCACCCCCCACCCCCGGGCCCGCCUGGGGAUCGCAGCUUCCUGAGCCAACCCCGUUCUGCACAAUAGCCGGAAACGCCUUGCUCGGGCUGUGGUCCAGGCGGCCAUGUGUGGCCCUGGGAGGGCUGGGAAGGCUGCUCUGCGUGAGCGCCAAGCCCCCCCCGGUGGCCCUGAGAGCCCCGCCGGCCUGUUGUCUCUGGGCGGACCAUGGCCACCUCCCCACGAAGGCUGGGCUGGCGGGGUGUUCGGGACGCGGGCCACAGCUGGCCAUCAUGCCCAAGGCACGCCCCGCUCUGUGGUCAGGAAGGGACGCCCCACCCCCACCGCGGCCCAGCCAGGAGGCUCCGCCAGGUUCGUAGGGCGAAGCGUAGAGGGCUCAGGGCUGUGUCUGUGCCGAUGUCCACGGGAUCUUAGUGGGUCAGACACAGGGGGUACAGGAGCGCCCCGAACCUCGCCCCCCUCAGCUCCCCACCCCCCACACUUUAAAGGAGCAGUAUCCAGAAGGGAGGGAAGCACCUUCCUCACCGGGCUGAUGCCCGGAGUCGCGGUCCAGCCGGGCCCAGCGCCCCUGCGGGAAGACACAGGUCAGGGACGAGGCUUCUGCCCCUGGAGGCAGAGAGGACGUGAUCCCUCCAGGGGCGGAGAAGCCAGCUGGCCUGUGGCUGGGAGGGGACAGGAAGGUCUCUCUGGGCCGGGCGUCACCGACUGGGAUUGUGUUUUGCCGCUCCAAAAUGGAAAUAGAUGUUUUCUGUGUAUCGUCAGGGCUGUGAAGUGAUACGUGCUGGUUUUGAAAGAGCCGGUGGAUGGGAAGCACGAAAGCUGACGAGAAAGCGGUGCGUCUCGCGUCCCACCGCCUGGCGUUUGCAGGGCUCCUGCGUGCCCGCGACGCCCCGCCGUCCACAGGGGCGAGGGUGCACGGGCCUGCACAGAGCGGCUCCCGCCAGGCCAGCGCGUCCUCGAGGUCAAGCGUGCUCGGGGCUGAGUUAUGUUCAACACUUACAACAAGACACGUACACUUUGCACAAGACUAUUUUUUACCGCGCUUUUGGGUUCACGGCAAUAUUGAGAGGAAAGCACCGCGUUUGCCCGUGGACCCCUGCCCUCACGGCGGGCUCCCCGCCACGGACACCCCACCGGGUGCUGCACUUGUCGCGGACCCACACGGACGCGUCGUCGUCACGCAGAGCCCGGAGCGUGCACGGGGCCGUCCGUCCCGUGGGUUUGGACAGACGUGGGAUAGCACGCACCUGCCGUUCCGUCUCCCACGCGGUGUGCUCGCCGCCCUACCGUCCCGAGCACACAGUUUCGUGUCCGUGCCGUGUGCGGGCCCAGGACGGGUGGCCGCCCACCGCCAAGUGGGAUUCCGCGGUAAGGUGACCGCGGUUUGUAACAGAAGUGGCUCACUUACGGUGUCUCCAAGAGUAAACAUGGAAAUACCACGCGGCACAGCCUGUCCGCUCCUGGGUCCGCGCAGGAAGGCGCUGAUGGCGGCACUGGAAGAUGGAUGGUCGGACACCCGCUGCCUGUGGCUACGGUUCACGACAGCCACCUGUGCGCCCACCGAUGUGCGGGUCGGCGAGGUGGCAUUGCCACACCAUGGGAUAUUGUUCAGGCACAAAAAGCCCUCAAGCGCCCACACGCACCGCCACGUGGAUGGGCCUCAACGAUGUGCACGUAGGAAGGGCGUUGGUGCGUUGGUGCGGGCGGGGGGCCGGGGGCCGGGCGGCCCGCUUGCUGGGUGCGGAGCCUCAGGCUGGCAAGACAAAGCAUUUUGGGGGCCACGUGCCAGUAGGGGCCGCACAGUGGUGUGAGUGCAACAAUGCCGCCAACCUGUGUGUUGUGUACGCGCUCCCACGACUUGAGAGAAGUCAUAAUGAAUUGUGCCAGGGGCGCCCGGGGGGCUCAGCCGGUUACGCGUCCGACUUCGGCUCAGGUCAUGAUCUCGCGGUCUGUGGGUU